ACAGCCCGUGCCAUUUUUCCACACGAACACACCAAAAAAAGAGCUUUAAUUUUCUGACCUUGCCAGUUCUCGCAAACACGCUUGGAUCUUUUGAGGCAAAAACAAGAUUUUCCAAUUUUUCCCCAAAAUGUCGUCCUUACUGUGGGAAACCCUCGAGUCGCAGCUCCAUCCAUGGCUAUAUGAGGCUGUAGUGUCUUUGGAGUACCCUACAAUGACACCUGUUCAAGCAUCGACGAUUCCCCUUUUCUCGAAGAACAAAGACGUGAUUGUGGAAUCCGUGACUGGAUCCGGCAAAACUCUCUCCUUUGUUGUGCCCGUGUUGCAGCACAUAUCCAAUAGGCUAUACGGCCAUGCUGAAGAUACAGAGAGCCCAGAUCCGGUGAAAAAGGGCCAUAUGCUUGCCAUUGUUAUUUCUCCCACACGGGAGUUGGCCAGUCAGACGCAAGCCGUGUUUGACCGCGUGCUCCAGUUCUUGCCCGAGCUGAAAACAAAGAUCAAUACGCAAUUGGUGGUGGGGUCGCUCUCGUCUGUGAGACAGGAUCUCGAUACGCUUCUCACGACCAGAUCCCAUAUUCUCGUGGCGACACCAGGAAGGCUCUUAGAUUUACUCAAGUCGCUGAAAGUGCACACGUCCUCCGUGGAAGUGGCCGUGCUUGAUGAGGCCGACAAGCUUCUAGAUUUGUCCUUUGAAAAUGACGUUCUCUCGAUUCUCAGGACAUUGCCCAACCAGAGAAGAACUGGACUCUAUUCCGCCACGCUUUCUUCAGCAGGAUCCCGUGUUUUCAAUACGGGCUUGAAUAAUCCGGUCAGAAUUGCCGUCAAGUCAAAACUGUCCUCCAAAGCCGCGCCUUCAUCAUUGACAAUCCAGUAUGCAUUUGUUGAGCCCGAAAAAAAGUUGACUUCUUUUCUCAAUCUCCUUCACAAGUACAGGUUCAAGAAAUGUAUAGUGUAUCUCCCCACGUGCACCGGUGUCAAGCAUUUCUACAAUCUCUUGAAAGAACUCACACCUAAGAAGACACUCAUUUUCCAUUCUUUACAUGGCCAGCUCACCACCAACGCCCGACUCAAAACGCUUCAAAGCUUUACUGAAGGCGACGCCUUAGAGGCAAAGCACGUGUUGAUGACCACCGACGUGGCUGCAAGAGGCAUCGACAUUCCCGAUGUGGAUUUGGUGGUUCAGCUCGAUCCUCCUACAGACCCAGACGUAUUUGUCCACAGAUGUGGCAGAACAGGCAGGGCCAAUAAGGCCGGAAGGGCGAUUGUUAUGCUCAAUAAAGACUCCAAUGAAGAGGAUUUUGUCGGCUUAAUGGAGGUGAAGAAAGUGGAUAUGACUGAAUUGGAACUUCCAUGCGAUGAGGACUUUCACACGGACUUCCAAGAAAAAAGCAAGAUAUUCAUGCUCGAAGAUAGGGCCCGCCACGAACUUGCGGUUAAAUCAUAUGUGGGGUUUGUGCGGUAUUACCACAAGCAUAUCGCCUCAUCAAUUUUUCGGAUGCUGUCACUUGACUAUCUUGGCAUUGCCAAAAUGUAUGGCUUACUCAGGCUCCCAAAAAUGCCUGAAACAAGGUACAUUGAGAAGGACAAGAUGCCGGAAAAUGGUUGGUUGAUCAAGGAAGACUUUGACAUGGACAAGUACGCCUACGCCGACGAGGCCAAGGAAAAGGCCCGGUUAGAAAACAUGGAGGCUGAGAAGAUGCAAAAGAUAAAUGAUGCAAAGGCACGAAAACUUUUGAAGAAAAAGAACGAGGCUUGGUCGGUAAAGAUGGACACCAAGGAAACGAAGACGGUCCGGCGGGAGAAGAACAAGAAAAAGAGAGACGCCAUCGAAAAGCAAAUCAUGGAGGAGCCCUCGGAGGAUGAGGAGGCGCAGGUUGAUUGGAAGGAUUUGGUCAGGCAGAGCAAGAAACCGAGAAAUGACACUGGAAUGCAAGGCUCCUUUGAUGAUUUAUAGAACAUCUUAACUAGAUAUUAUGUGCAAAAUCAAAGCAUCACACUCUC
Metschnikowia bicuspidata var. bicuspidata NRRL YB-4993 is the source of this 1998-nucleotide messenger RNA. RefSeq names its product putative ATP-dependent RNA helicase (gene SPB4). The transcript has a single exon. Gene Ontology annotation, molecular function: RNA helicase activity; ATP binding; nucleic acid binding. Gene Ontology annotation, cellular component: nucleolus. The coding region runs from base 128 to 1951 and encodes 607 amino acids. The record is from RefSeq and is a predicted model, not a curated record. NCBI's taxonomy places the organism in Eukaryota, Fungi, Ascomycota, Pichiomycetes, Serinales, Metschnikowiaceae.